GGUAGAGCGUCUGCGCCAGUUCUCCGGGGUCUAGCCUGGCAGGAUGGCAGAGGAAGGGGCUGUCGCCGUCUGCGUGCGGGUCCGGCCGCUCAACAACAGAGAAGAAGCUCUUGGAGGAGAUACCCAAGUUUACUGGAAAACUGACAAUAAUGCUAUUUAUCAAGUUGAUGGCAGUAAAUCCUUCAAUUUUGAUCGUGUCUUUCACAGUAAUGAAACUACUAAAAAUGUGUAUGAAGAAAUAGCAGUACCAAUCAUAGAUUCUGCCAUACAAGGCUACAAUGGUACCAUAUUUGCCUAUGGUCAGACUGCUUCAGGAAAAACAUACACCAUGAUGGGUUCAGAGGAUUAUUUGGGAGUAAUACCCAGGGCAAUUCAUGACAUUUUCCAGAAAAUUAAAAAGUUUCCUGACAGGGAAUUUCUCUUACGUGUGUCUUACAUGGAGAUAUAUAAUGAAACCAUUACAGACUUACUCUGUGACACUCAAAAAAUGAAGCCUUUAAUAAUUCGGGAAGACUUCAAUAGGAAUGUGUAUGUGGCUGAUCUCACAGAAGAAGUUGUUUAUACAUCAGAAAUGGCUUUGAAGUGGAUCACAAAAGGAGAAAAGAAUAGACAUUAUGGAAUUACAAAAAUGAAUCAAAGAAGCAGUCGCUCUCAUACUAUUUUUAGGAUGAUUUUGGAAAGUAGAGAGAAAGGGGAACCUUCCAAUUGUGAAGGAUCUGUCAAAGUGUCCCAUUUGGUUUCUUUGGAGACUCGGGCCCAGGCAAUGGAAAAAGACCAGUUGGCCCAACUUUUGGAAGAAAAAGAUUUGCUUCAAAAAGUACAGAUUGAGAAAAUUCAGAACUUAACACGGAUGCUGGUGACCUCUUCUUCCCUCACAUCACAACAGGAAUUAAAGGCUAAAAGAAAACGAAGAGUCACUUGGUGCCUUGGCAAAAUUAACAAAAUGAAGGACUCAAAUUAUAUAAAUGAAUUUAAUAUGUCAACAAAUGUAACAAAAACACGUAAGGCGGCUGCAACCGUAGUGGGGGAAAUUGAUGAAUCUUUCUGCUCAGAGUCUGAUAUUUUCAGUAAUACUUUUGAUACAUUAAAUGAGACAGAGUGGAAUCCAGCAACAAAGCUACUAAGUCAGGAAAACUUAGAAAGUGAACUGAAUUCACUUCGUGCCAACUAUGAUAAUCUGGUAUUGGACUAUGAACAACUAAGACGAGAAAAUGAAGAAAUGGAAUUGAAAUUAAAAGAAAAAAAUGAUUUGGAUGAAUUUGAAGCUCUAGAAAGAAAAGCAGAAAAAGAUCAGGAGAUGCAACUAACUCAUGAAAUUUCCAACUUAAAGAAUUUAGUUAAGCAUGCAGAAGUGUAUAAUCAAGAUCUUGAGAAUGAACUAAGCUCAAAAGUAGAGCUGCUUAGAGAAAGGGAAGACCAGAUUAAGAAGCUACAGAAAUACAUAGACUCUCAGAAGUCAGAAGAUAUGAAAAUGGACUUGUCAUACUCAUCGGAAAGCACUGAAGACAUAAAACAAAUGAAACAGACUCUGCUUGAUACUGAAACUGUAGCCCUUGAUGCCAAGAAAGAAUCAGCCUUUCUUAGAAGUGAAAAUCUGGAGCUGAAAGAGAAAAUGAAAGAACUUACAAAUACAUACAAGCAAAUGGAAAAUGAUAUUCAGUUAUAUCAAUGCCAACUGGAGGCAAAAAAGAAAAUGCAAGUGGAUCUGGAGAAAGAAUUACAAUCUUCUUUUAAUGAAAUAACAAAACUCACCUCCCUUAUAGAUGGCAAAGUUCCAAAAGAUUUGCUCUGUAAUUUGGAACUGGAAAGUAAGGUUACUGACCUCCAGAAAGAACUGAAUAAAGAAGUUGAAGAAAAUGAAGCUUUGCGUAAAGAAGUUAAUUUGCUCUCAGCAUUGAAAUCUUUACCCUCAGAAGUAGAAGUGCUGAGGAAAGAGAUGCAUGAUAAAUCUGAAGAGCUCUGUGUAAUAACAUCAGAAAGAGACAAUUUGUUUUCUGAAGUAGUUCAAAAGGAAAGUAGAAUUCAAGAUUUACUUGAAGAAAUUGGGAAAACUAAAAAUGACCUAGCAAUUACCCAGUUGAAUUACAAAAGCACUGAUCAAGAAUUCCAGGAUUUUAAAAAUCAUCAUAUUGAAUUUGAGCAAAAGUAUAAGAUGGUCCUUGAGGAGAAUGCAAGAAUGAAUCAGGAAAUAGGGAAUCUCUCUAAACAAGCUCAAAAACUUGGUUUAAGUUUGGAUGCUGUGAACACAGAGUUUUCUCCCAAAUCUGAAGAAGUUCAGAAAACAACUGAGAGUCAAAAAAGGUUAAAUGAAGUGGAAGAGCUGAAGGAACAGUUAGAAAGUAGAGAUUCGAGGCUGCUAACUAUGGAAAAGGAAAAAACACUGAUCGCUGAGCAACUUCAACAAACUUUAGUAGAAGUAAGAACCUUAACCCAAGAAAAGGAGGACCUAAAACAACUCCAGGAGAGCCUGCAAAUUGAGAGGGACCAACUCAAAAGUGACAUUCAGGAUACUGUAAACAUGAAUAUAGACACCCAAGAACAAUUAAGACAUGCUCUUGAGUCUUUGAAACAACACCAAGAAACAAUUAACACACUAAAAAUGAAAAUUUCUGAGGAAACUUCCAGGAAUUUGCAUACAGAGGAAAACCUAGGAGAAACUAAGGAUGAAUUCCAGGAAAAGAUGGUUGACACAGAUAAAAAACAGAAUUUGAAAGCCAAAAAUACUCAAACACUGAUUGCGAAUGUUGAAGAUAAUGAGCUAACUGAGCAACAGAGAAAGAUAUUUUCUUUAAUACAGGAGAAAAAUGAACUGCAACAAAUGUUAGAGAGUAUUACAGCAGAAAAGGAACAAUUACAGACUGACCUAAGGGAAAAUAUUGAAAUGACUAUUGAAAACCAAGAAGAAUUAAGAAUUCUUGGAGAUGAACUCAAAAAGCAACAAGAGAUCAUUGUACAAGAAAAGAACCACACCAUAAAGAAAGAGGAAGAGCUUUCUAGGACCUAUGAGAAAUUAGCAGAAGUUGAAGAAAAGCUAAAGGAAAAGAACCAACAACUACAGGAAAAACAGCUACAACUUCUUAGUGUACAAGAAGAAAUGAAUGAGAUGCAGGGAAAGAUGAAUGAAAUAGAGAAUUUGAAGAAUGAAUUAAGGAACCAAGAAUUAACAUUAGAACGUAUAGAAAUGGAGAGGCUAGAGUUGGCUCAGAAGCUCCAUGAAAAUUAUGAGGAAAUGAAAUCCAUAACCAAAGAAAGAAAUGAUCUAAAGGAAUUACAGGAAUCAUUUGAAAUAGAGAGAGAGAAGCUUAAAGGAUACAUAAAAGAAAUCGAAGUUAGAGGUCUAGAAACAAAAGAAGAACUAAAAAUUACUCGCGUUCAUCUUAAAGAACAAGAAGAAACUAUUGAUGAACUAAGAAAAAACAUUUCUGAGAAGACAGCUCAAAUAAUAAAUAUUCAGAAGGACUUAGAAAAAUCCAAUAUUGAAUUACAAGAAAAGAUCCCAGUGCUUCAUGAGGAACAGGAGCUAGUGCCUAAUGUGAAAGAAGUCAGUGAUACUCAGGGAACAAUGGAUGAAGUGGAGCUAUUGGAAAAGCAAUCCAAAACCAAGGAUUCAGUGACACUGGCACGCAUAGAAAUAGAAAGGCUCGAGUUGACUGAAAAACUUCCAGAAAGUCAUAAAGAAACAAAAUCUCUAACUGAGGAAAGAGACAAGCUUCAGACAAUACAAGAAGCAGUUCGGGUUGGACAAGACCAGCUGCAAGAAGACAUUAGAGAAACGUCGGCUGAAAUCCAGGAGCCUCAAGAUCAACAAGAUCAGACCCUCAAUGUGAAAGAAAAGGACGAUGAGGCUGAGGAAAUCCUGAGCAAGCUGGAGCAACUGCAGGAGCCGCUCGAAGCCGGAGAGGCAGCACUGCCACGAGUGGGCAUGGAAAGGCUCAAGGUGGCUGAGAGGCUGCGAGAAGUUCCUCAGUCUGAAACUCACCAACUCAAAGAGAGCUUGAGAGAAAUGACAGCUAGGCACCUGGAAACCGAAGAGGAACUGAAAGUUGCUCGUUGUCACCUGAAAGAACAGGAGGAAACUAUUGAUAAGCUGAGAGUGAAUCUUUCAGAGAGGGAAACUGAACUCUCCAGCCUUCGAAAGGAAUUAGAAACAACCAAUGAUGAAUUACAGAAAAAGAUUCAACAACUUAAGGCAAAUGAACAUCAGCUUUUUAAGUUAAAAGAAGAUGUCAGUGAGUCACAGAAAAAAAUGUCUGAAAUAGAGCGAUUGAAGAAACAAUUCAAGGCCCAAAGUUUAACUCUGGAUAAAAUAGAAAUGGAGAAUUUAAAUUUGGCUCAGAAGCUUCAUGAAAACCUUGAAGAAAUGAAAUCUGUAAUGAAAGAAAGAGAUAAUCUGAAAUUGGAGAGAGACCAGCUCCAGGCAAACCUACAGGAAACCAAAGCUAGAGAUUCGGAGACACAACAGGAACUAAAAAUUGCUCACAUGCAUUUGAAAGAACACCAAGAAACUAUUGAUAAAUUCAGAGAGAGAGUUUCAGAAAAGACAGCUCAGAUUUCAAAUAUUCAAAAGGAUUUAAAUAAAUCUAAAGAUGAAUUACAGAAAAAGAUACAAGAACUUCAGAAAAAAGAGCUUCGACUGCUUAAAAUGAAAGAAGAUGUCAAUAAAACUCAUAAAAAUAUAAACAAAAUGGAACAAUUGAAGCAGCAAUUUGAGGCCCAAAAUUUAUCUAUGCAAACUGUGGAAAUGGAUAACUUACACUUGACUAAGAAACUUCAUAAAAGCCUUGAAGAAAUAAGAAUUUUAGCUAAAGAAAGAGAUGAGCUAAGAAAGAUAAAAGAGUCUCUCAAAAUGGAAAGAGACCAAUUCAGGGAAACCUUAAGAGAAAUGAUAGCUAGAGACCAACAGAACCAUAAAGGGGUAGUAAAAUACGAAAAACAGUCACAAUGUAAUGAAAGACACCACCUCACAGAAAGCCUGAGAGAAAAAUGCUCUAGGAUAAAAGAGCUUCUGAAGAGAUACUCAGAGAUGUAUAAUCAUUAUGAGUGCUUAAAUAGACUAUCCCUUGACUUGGAGAAAGAAGUUGAAACCCAAAAAGACCUUUCAGUUAGAGUAAAAGCAAACCUCUCACUUCCAUAUCCACAAAUCAAACAAAUUCAAAAACUUCUCACUGCAAACCAAAGAUGUUCAAUGGAAUUCCACAGAGUCAUGAAGAAACUUCAGUAUGUGUUAAGCCAUGUUACAAAGAUAAAGGAAGAACAACAUGAAUCCAUCAAUAAAUUUGAAGUAGUUUUUAUUGAUGAAGUGGAAAAGCAAAAUGAACUGCUAAUUAAAAUACAGCAGCUUCAACAAGAUUAUGAUGUACCAUCCAGAGAAUUCACGGACCUCAAAUUGAGCAAGAAUAUGGAUCUACAUAUUGAGGAAAUUCUCAAAGAUCUUUCAGAAAAUGACUUCCACUGCAUAAAGACUGAAUUUCAGCAAGUGCUAAGUAAUAGGAAAGAAAUGACCCAGUUUUUGGAAGAAUGGUUGAAUACUCAUUUUGAUAUAGAAAAUCUUAAAAAUGGCAUCCAGAAAGAAAAUGAUAAGAUUUGUCAAGUGAAUAACUUCUAUAAUAACAAAAUAAUUACUAUAAUGAAUGAAUCUACAGAGUUUGAGGAAAGAAAUGCUACCAUAGCCAGAGAAUGGGAACGUGACCUGAAAUCAGUGAAAGAGAAAAAUGAACAACUAUUUAAAAACUACCAAACUUUGAAGAUCUCCCUGACGUCUGGUAUCCUUGUUGAUUCUGCUACAGAAAACAAUAAGAACCUUCAUGUUACAUCAAGAGCCACAAAACUAACGACAGAGAAAAUUCAGGAGCUGGAAACUUCACUGCGUGAAGCCCAAGAAAGCGCUAAGCACAAGGAAAGCAAGAUUAUAAAGAUGCAGAAAGAACUUGAGAUGACUAAUGACUUAAUAGCAAAACUUCAAGCACAAGUUAAUGAAUCAAAUAAAUGCCUUGAAAAAACAAAAGAAAUGAUCCAAGUACUUCAGGACAAAGUUGCUUUAGGAGCUAAGCCCUAUAAAGAAGAAAUUGAAGAUCUCAAAACGAAGCUGGUGAAAAUAGACCUAGAGAAGAUGAAAAAUGCCAAAGAGUUUGAAAAAGAAAUUACUUCUACAAAAGCCACUGUAGAAUAUCAAAAAGAAGUUAUAAGGGUACUGAGAGAAAAUCUUAGAAGAAAUCAACAAGCCCAAGAUACCUCAAUUGUAUCAGAGUGUACGGACUCGCAGCCUUCAAAUAAACCCUUAACUUGUGGGGGUGGUAGUGGCAUUGUACAAAGCACAAAAGCUCUUAUUUUAAAAAGUGAAUAUAUACGGCUAGAGAAAGAAAUCUCCAAGUUAAAGCAACAAAAUGAACAGCUAACAAGGCAAAAGAGUGAACUCUUAAGCAAUAAUCAUCAUCUUUCCAAUGAGGUCAAAACAUGGAAGGAGAGAAUCCUUAAAAGAGAGACUCACAGAGAAGUUAGUUGUGAGAAUUCUCCUCAGUCUCCUAAAGUGACUGGGACAGCUUCCAAAAAGAGGCCGCAUACGCCUUCUCAAUGCAAGGAACGGAAUUUACCAGAUCCUGUGCCAAGGGAAUCACCGAAGUCUUGGUUUUUUGACAGCCGAUCAAAGUCUUUACCAACACCUCAUCCAGUUCGCUAUUUUGAUAACUCCGGUUUAGGCCUUUGCCCCGAACAACAAACUGCUGGAGCAGAGAGCAUGAAGCCUCAGCCAGCUCCUUGGCACGCCUCCUCAGGAAAAGAUGCGCCCGAGUGCAGGACACAGUAGACUCCGCUCCUGUCACUUUUCCGGGGGCCCAGCAUUCCCUGUUUGGAAAUGACUGCAUUUAUUACUUCAUGUGCCUAUCCCUGGCAGUGUUGUCACAGUCCAACUUAAUUUCAAUUCAGUUUUCAUUUUGCCACUAGAAUUGGAAGAGGAAGGAAUAGGAGAUUAAUGCGUUCCAGUAAUUUAGAACGGUGAUAGCAAUGUCUUCUUGAAUGUGGUAAUACUUUACCAGUUGAAUUGUUUUAUUUAUUUAUAUAUUUUGUAAAGAAUAAAAUUAUUGAAGGAAUUUUCCAGUCUUUCCAUGUAUACGUAAAAUGUAUUCAUUUUUAU
Molecule: messenger RNA, 7129 nt
Organism: Leptonychotes weddellii (Weddell seal)
Lineage: Eukaryota; Metazoa; Chordata; Mammalia; Carnivora; Phocidae
Source: RefSeq, a predicted model, not a curated record